Molecule: messenger RNA, 2044 nt
Organism: Brassica oleracea var. oleracea
Lineage: Eukaryota; Viridiplantae; Streptophyta; Magnoliopsida; Brassicales; Brassicaceae
Product: probable inactive poly [ADP-ribose] polymerase SRO1
Exons: 7
Coding region: 390-1901 (503 amino acids)
Molecular function (GO): NAD+ poly-ADP-ribosyltransferase activity
Source: RefSeq, a predicted model, not a curated record
UUACAAGGCAAGACACCGCCGACUUAUAGCUUCGUCGCCGGAGAGACCGACCUUAUUAAAUUCUAUAUAUAUAUAAAUGGCUUGCCUUCUUCUAAACCCUUUCUUCUUCGUCACUGUCACUGUUUUAGGGUUCUCGUUGCUCUACCAUUAUUCUACCCUUACCUUGCCAUCCAUCUGAAUAAAAAAAUUCAUUAAGUGACACUUACUGGAGAAAGAAAGUGGAUUUUUCUUCUCUGAUUACUUUUUAUCAAGGCACCAAAGAUGAAGACUAGUCAUCCUGCUUUUUUCGACGCUGUGAUGUGUUGCUAUCUCUAGGACUGCUAGAGAUUUAGACGUGUUAGCUGAGUUUCUGUUCAAGGUUUUAGGUUUAGCUUUGUUACUAGAUAGACAUGGAAUCAAACUUCGUCAAGGUGUUGGAUAGUAGUUUCAAAGAUGGACCUGGAAAAAAGAGAAAGCAUCCUGAUUACUGUGAAUCUGGGGGGUCAUUUGCAAAGCUGCAAUGUGUGCUCUCACCAACCGAAAAGCUUAAUAGUGGAAACAAAGUUAAUGCUUCUGAGAAUCUCUCUGGCAAGUCUCUGGUCAGAUACUACUCUUACUUCAAGAAGACAGGAGUGCCAAAGCGUGUGAUGAUCUAUGAGAACGGCGAAUGGACUGACUUGCCUGACCACGUUAUCUGCGCUAUCAAGAAAGAUCUUGAAGCAAAGAGAGCUGCUAUAGAGGUAAACUGGUCCGGCCGCUGUUUUGUUCUUGAUUUCUUACACAUGCAUCGCCUAGACUUGGAAACAGGUGUAAGAACCCACCUCGCAUGGAUUGAUAUAGCUGGAAAAUGCUUUUUCCCCCAAGUUUAUGAAAGGGACCGUGAGGAAGAUCAAUGUGAGAUCAAGCUGCACCUUGAAGUUGAUGUCAAUGGUGUUGUUCAGCCAUCUUUGAAUGAGUCGUCAGAGGAUAGCUGCAGCCUUGGGACUAAUAUACUCUCUAGCGUCAAGCCUGAUGAAGAAGAAGAAGUUAAUAUAGAUGCUGUCAAAGAAAAGUUUGUUUUAGGUAUGGCCACUCUAGGCCAUGUAGAGUUGCUUGAUGCGUAUCGUUUCUCAGGUGACACCGCCAAAGAUCGUCAAUCUCUCUUUAACAAACAAGCUGACAUCACUAAGUUACGCCGAGGAGAUGCAAACAUUAGAUACGCAUGGGUGCCUGUUAAGAAGAAACUAUUAUCUUCAGUCAUGAAGCAUGGACUUGGAGUGUGUGGAGAGUUCAUCAAAAAGUCUAAGUAUGGUGUUGGGGUUCACUUAACCGCUGCAAACUGCCCUUACUUCAGUGCUACACAUUGUGAUAUUGAUGAAAACGGUGUGCGUCACAUGGUUUUGUGCCGUGUGAUAAUGGGGAAUAUGGAACCUCUUGGUGGUGAUAGAGCGCAGUCCUUUACUGGUGGAGAAGAGUAUGAUAAUGGAGUUGAUAAUGUUUUGAGUCCGAAGCAUUAUCUUGUCUGGAACAUGAAUGUGAACACUCAUGUUUAUCCAGAAUUUGUAGUUAGCUUCAAGCUGUUGUCUAUCCCCAAUGCUGAAGGGGAUUUGCUUUCUGAGAACUCACGGCUCACCUUGAAAGGAGCCAAAGGUUCUGUUUCAAAUCAGGGGACAGGGAGGGUAACAAAUGGAGACAAGAGUGCCGGUUCUGCUUUGAUGCCUUACCCUCUGCUCUUCAAUGCAAUGUCAAGCAGAGUUACUCAGGAAGAGAUGGACUUGAUCACUGCUGAUUACCAACAACUUAGGGAGAAGAAGAUUUCUAGAGAGGAAUUCUCAAGGAAGCUGCGGGUGGUUGUUGGAGAUGAUGAUCUGCUGAGAACCACCAUAACAUCUCUUCAAAGCUUGCCAUCAGUGAAAAUGAAACCGGUCACAGGUGGCUAUUGAAGAUGUUGACGACAUUUUGUUAUGGGAGAGGGAUUGGAAAAUGCGUCGACUUCUUUGUUCUAUCGUGAAACUUUAUGAUUAGAGAUUAGGAGGAGAAACAGCUAUCUUAAGAACAAUACUAAUAUUGCUAUAAGUUAAAUUUA